AAUAUCUAUGAAAAGUACUUCGCAAUUAUUGCCCAUCUCUAGCUGUUGUCACAAACAAAACCCUCUUUCCGGUCUGGUUCUCGACUAAGGCGGGUGAAAUGGCGGCACACAAAUCGUUCCGUAUUAAGCAAAAGCUUGCUAAAAAGUUAAAGCAGAACAGAUCAGUUCCACAAUGGGUUCGCUUGCGCACAGGCAAUACCAUUAGGUACAACGCUAAGCGCCGUCACUGGAGACGUACCAAGUUGAAGCUGUAAGCUUGUGGACAGUCUUUACAGUUGUUUUGAUUUCCAAAUAUAACUGAGAAUAUGAAAUAAAAAUGCUUUUCUGAAAACGGA
Messenger RNA from Drosophila nasuta, 335 nucleotides. It is a transcript of the gene RpL39, whose product is annotated as ribosomal protein L39. The coding region runs from base 99 to 254 and encodes 51 amino acids. Gene Ontology annotation, cellular component: ribosome; cytosolic large ribosomal subunit. The record is from RefSeq and is a predicted model, not a curated record. NCBI's taxonomy places the organism in Eukaryota, Metazoa, Arthropoda, Insecta, Diptera, Drosophilidae. The transcript is spliced from 3 exons. Gene Ontology annotation, biological process: translation. Gene Ontology annotation, molecular function: structural constituent of ribosome.